UGAUCUACUGCGCGAUCCAGCAGUUAAGGCUGGAUUCCCACCUCCGGCUGUUUCUAGAGUGCAUAACUCAGGAAUAUUAUUCGUCAAGGUAUCAGAAUUAUUAAAAAUUCAGUGACGAAACCAUUAUCGUUGAAUUUCGGUCAUGAGUGCGACAGAGGCUGUUAACAAUGGGGAGGGGCCUGAGCCCUCGAAGAAGGCGCUGAAGAAGCAGCAGAAGGAGGCGGAAAAAGCAGCCAAGAAGGCCGCUCAUAAAGCACAAACCGCACAAGAGCCUGUGGAGGAUGCUGAGGACAUAUCCGUGGGUCGUUAUGGACAACUGGGUCUUAUCCGGAGUGCCGAAACCCACGAGGACCGAAAAUUCGUAGAUGUUAAGGAUCUGGAGCCUCAGAUCAAAGAUCAAACUGUGUGGUUGAGAGGGAGGCUGCACACAAGUCGAGCAAAAGGGAAACAGUGUUUCAUCGUCAUCAGACAACAAUCCUCCACUGUCCAGGGUCUGGCCGCUGUUAACGAACGAAUCAGCAAACAGAUGAUAAAAUUUAUUUCAAACAUCUCGAAAGAGUCGAUUAUCGACAUAAAAGCUCUUGUCAAGACAGUUCCGUCGAAAAUAGAGUCUUGCACUCAGAAAGAUGUUGAGGUUCAUAUCGAUGAACUCUAUGUUGUCAGUGCAUCAAAACCCCAAUUGCCUCUGCAGAUCGAGGACGCGGCUAGACCAGAAAAUGACGAUACUGGGCUUCAAAUCAAAGUUAAUCAAGAUACGAGGCUUGAUAACAGGAUUCUAGAUCUUCGUACUCCUGCUAAUCAGGCGAUUUUCAGGGUUGAAGCCGGUGUUUGUAAAUUGUUUCGUGAUAUACUGACGAAUAAGGGCUUUGUUGAGAUUCACACCCCGAAAAUAAUCUCCGCAGCCAGUGAGGGUGGUGCCAAUGUCUUUACCGUCUCAUAUUUCAAGGGUUCGGCUUAUCUGGCUCAAUCUCCUCAACUUUAUAAGCAAAUGGCAAUUGCUGCUGAUUUUGACAAAGUUUUUACUGUUGGUGCAGUUUUUAGAGCAGAGGACUCUAAUACCCACAGACACCUGACGGAAUUCGUGGGGCUCGACCUGGAGAUGGCAUUCAAGUAUCACUACCAUGAGGUAGUGGACACGAUUGGUCAAAUGUUCACGGAAUUAUUCAGAGGGCUUCAGGAAGAUUACGCCGAUGAGAUAGCAGCUGUUCGUCAGCAGUACAAGGUCGAGCCAUUCCGUUUCUUGGACCCUCCUCUGAAGCUCGAGUUUCCCCAAGCGAUAAAAUUGCUAGCAGAGGCUGGGGUUGUCUUAGGGGAGGAGGAUGAUUUGUCGACUCCUGAUGAGAAAUUACUGGGGAAGCUGGUCAAAGCUAAAUAUGACACCGAUUUCUACAUCCUGGAUAAAUAUCCACUGGCUGUGAGACCGUUCUAUACGAUGCCAGAUCCCAAUAACGCGAAAGCCUCGAACUCAUACGACAUGUUCAUGAGAGGAGAGGAAAUAAUAUCUGGAGCUCAACGUAUUCACGAUCCUGAUUUUUUGACUGAAAGGGCUAAACAUCAUGGAAUUGAUAUCGAGAAGAUAAAGGCAUAUAUCGACGCCUUCAGAUACGGAUGUCCACCCCACGCAGGUGGUGGAAUUGGAAUGGAACGAGUGGUGAUGCUCUAUCUAGGCCUCGACAACAUCAGAAAGGUUUCCAUGUUCCCUCGUGACCCUAAACGCAUCACUCCAUAAUGGGCCAGUGAAAAAUCGUUUAAAAAUUGCACUUUUUCUAAUUACAAUUCAAUGCAAUAAUGCAUGAGCAUCAAUAAAAAAUUGUAAAAAAAACUAUUGAUAAAAUGACUUUCUACCCAA
Molecule: messenger RNA, 1849 nt
Organism: Diachasmimorpha longicaudata
Lineage: Eukaryota; Metazoa; Arthropoda; Insecta; Hymenoptera; Braconidae
Gene: AspRS
Product: aspartate--tRNA ligase, cytoplasmic
Exons: 10
Coding region: 143-1729 (528 amino acids)
Biological process (GO): aspartyl-tRNA aminoacylation
Cellular component (GO): cytoplasm; aminoacyl-tRNA synthetase multienzyme complex; cytosol
Molecular function (GO): ATP binding; RNA binding; aspartate-tRNA ligase activity
Source: RefSeq, a predicted model, not a curated record